CAUUCCUGCACAGCGCUCGCACCGGAGGACGAGCAGCGGUGAGCACACACAGACCGCAACGCCUCGCCGGGGCUGGGAGCUCACCUAAAACCUCAAAUUGGAGGUGGAGGAAGUGCUGGGUGUCGCUUGAACAUAGCGGUUACAUGUACAGCGGUUUCGGCUGAGGGUAACGUUGUGUGUUCGAGGACUGUACGCCACGAUGUCGGAGUUUCUGGUGAGUCUACUCGGGGAGCGGCUCGUCAACAGCGAGAAAGCCGAGGUGGACGUGCAGUCUCUGGGCGCCAAGCUGUCCCUGGUCGGGCUCUUCUUUGGGUGCAGCCUGAACGCCCCGUGCAAGCAGUUCAACGGCAGCCUGUGCGAGUUUUACAGCAGGUUCAAAAAGACGUCUGAACAUAAGGACAAAUUGGAAAUCGUCUUCAUCUCGUCGGAUCCGGAUCAGAAACACUGGCAAGACUUUUUGCAAGAGAUGCCAUGGCCUGCGUUACCUUUCAAAGACAGACACAAAAAGAUGAAGCUGUGGAACAAGUACAAGGUAACCAGUAUCCCAUCUCUGGUGUUUGUGGAUGCUGCAACGGGGAAGAUUGUGUGUCGAAACGGCCUGCUGGUGGUCAGAGAUGACCCUAAGGGCCUGGAGUUCCCCUGGGGCCCAAAGCCGUUUGCGGAGGUGGUGGCAGGACCUCUGCUCAGGAACAACAGACAGACAACAGACAGCAGCUCUCUGGAGGGACACUAUGUGGGAGUGUAUUUCUCAGCACACUGGUGCCCACCGUGCCGCAGUUUGACUCGAGUCUUGGUGGAAUCGUAUCGAAUCAUCAAAGAGUCGGGUCAGAAAUUUGAGAUAGUGUUCGUCAGUGCUGACAGGUCAGAAGAGUCCUUUAAGCAGUACUUCAGCGAGAUGCCAUGGUUGGCAGUGCCUUAUUCAGAUGAGGCUCGGCGAUCACGACUCAACAGACUCUAUGGAAUACAAGGUAUACCCACGCUGAUUCUGUUGGACACGGAUGGUCGUGUGAUUACGCGACAGGGCCGGGUGGAGGUGUUGAAUGACCCAGAGUGCCGGCUUUUUCCCUGGCACCCUCGGCCCGUGCUCGAGCUCAGCGAGUCCAACGCGGUGCAGCUCCACGAGGGGCCCUGCCUCGUCCUGUUUGUGGAUGCUGAGGAGGAAGGUGAAUUGGAGCCAGCCAAGGAACUGAUUCAACCAAUAGCGGAAAAGCUCGUGGCCAAGUACAAAGCAAAGGAGGAGGAGACACCGCUGCUGUUCUUUGUGGCUGGAGAGGAUGACAUGAGCGACUCGCUGCGGGACUACACCAACCUCCCAGAAGCGGUACCUCUGCUCACUAUCUUGGACAUGUCGGCCCGUGCCAAGUACGUUCGCGACGUGGAGGAGAUCACGCCGGCCGUGGUGGAGCAGUUUGUCAGCGACUUCCUGGCUGAAAAGCUCAAACCAGAGCCCAUCUAAAGAGACAGUCCACGUGUAAACUGGACACAUUACAUGGGACUCACUCCAUCAUCCAUCCCUGAUCUAUUGCUACACCCCUCACAGUUUCCAGCCUCCCACUCUCUCGCUCUCUCUCCCAGCUCCCCUCCUGACUGUUAGAGAGAUGUCUCACUUUUUACUGACAUUUUAGCAUUUUAUUUUUAGAUGUGUUCCUCUUUCACGGAGUCCUCUCUUUCUCCUGUGGUGCCUUGCAUUGACUAUAGUCCAUACAGUAAUAUAUAUGGAGAUUUUUUUUUUUUUUUUUUUUCUCUCACAGUGGAAUUUCUAGAGAAAACCAGAGAAUUACCCAGUGGACCUACUUAUUCAGCCAAUCUUUUGCUUUCUGUAUUGUCUGCAAGAUUCUUGUUGCUUUUGGUUUGUGAAUGAAGUUAAAGAAUAAAAUGCUUUUUUACAAUUGUAAUUCACCUGUAGUGCAGAUGUGCUAAACCUCAGUUGGAUGUAGCUGUAUGCCUUCAUGGCCCUAUUUAAAUAAAGAAACCCCACAGUA
Messenger RNA from Archocentrus centrarchus (flier cichlid), 1982 nucleotides. RefSeq names its product nucleoredoxin (gene nxn). Gene Ontology annotation, biological process: negative regulation of protein ubiquitination; negative regulation of Wnt signaling pathway. Gene Ontology annotation, molecular function: thioredoxin-disulfide reductase (NADPH) activity. NCBI's taxonomy places the organism in Eukaryota, Metazoa, Chordata, Actinopteri, Cichliformes, Cichlidae. The coding region runs from base 200 to 1456 and encodes 418 amino acids. Gene Ontology annotation, cellular component: nucleus. The record is from RefSeq and is a predicted model, not a curated record. The transcript is spliced from 8 exons.